Molecule: messenger RNA, 537 nt
Organism: Eutrema salsugineum
Lineage: Eukaryota; Viridiplantae; Streptophyta; Magnoliopsida; Brassicales; Brassicaceae
Exons: 1
Coding region: 1-537 (178 amino acids)
Source: RefSeq, a predicted model, not a curated record
AUGGCGAUUAAAAACACUCUUCCUUCUCCUUUUGAAUUGAAACUAAAACAUCGACUGGAACAAAAACCUGAAGCAAAAGAUUUCACAGUCGGUGUUAAUGCCAAGAUCUUCCGACAAGGGUGUUCUACUCCGUUCGAAGAGAUCUUCUUCUCCUCCGCUGUUCAAGAUUUCAUCUGGGAAGACGAAGAUUGUCCAGAGAAAGUAGCACUCUACGAAUUACUUGUCGAUUCUGGAAUAACCGAAUUCGAGGCUCAGUUUCUGCUUAUUGACAUUAUUUUGUACGUUUGUGAAAAAACACGUACGGUUGAUGAGGAGUACAAAGGACUUCUCUCGUUGACGGUCGAAGUUACCCUACCAAAGGAACCGGUCGAGGAGCUUAACCAUGUCGGUUCGGAGCAAACUCAACCCCAAAAACCAAUAGCGACGACGAAGAUGAGAGAGCAGCGGAGGCGUUGGUUAAAACCAAAACAAAAAAUACAAAAAGCCACGUACAAAAUCGGAGCUGAUGGCGUCUCACUGGUCCUUGUAAAGCAUUGA